AAGUCAGGCCCAGGUUAAACGUCGUGCUUCUCAUGUGCCGAACCUAAUACAAUUGAGUUCACCAGAAGCGCGACGUUAGCGCGGCCGCCAAGUUAAACGUCGAACCAUGGUCGAACCUAAUGCGCAGAAAAUUACGGUCGGGGCGGUAUCCAAGCAACAGCCAUCGAUUAAAGAUCAACACAAUUUUUCAAAAUGGCCUUAACUCGCAGAGCGAAAACCUUACUGUUGAAAAGUUUAAUUUCAAAGCGUCGUAAGCGUCGAAAUUUGUUGAUUAAAGGAAUGGCCAUUAUUCUACAACAGAGGCUACUGACAUUGAGGUCGUUUCUGCUGGCAGCUACGUAUUUAUUUGGCAAGUUGACAACAUCACGGGCUAGGGUUAGGUCAUGCAGAAGGUUGCCAAGAAAUACAGGUUGGUGGGAGAAACUGUGGUUUACCUACGACGAUAAACGAUUCAAGCAAACACUAAGAGUAUCAAGAUCAACAUUUGAAUUUAUACUGACAAGAAUAAGACCGCAACUUGAGAGACAAACGCUUACUGAAGAACCCAUCUCUCCAGAACUUCGUUUGGCAAUCUGUCUCUAUCGUCUUGGUAGAGGGGAUUAUCUUUACAGCAUAGGGGAAAUGGUAGGCCUAGCACGUUCAACAGUCACAAGGAUUGUCAACGAGGUCACCCAAGUAAUUGUUUUCUGUCUUUGGGAACAAUUCGUAUCUAAUAAUAUGCCAAAAACUGAAGAUGAAUUCCAGAGCAAGAUAUUAGAUAUGGAAGAGCUUUGGCAGUUUCCCUGUAGUUGGGCAGCUGUUGAUGGAUGCCACAUCCCCAUUAAAUGCCCACCUGGUGGCCAAAGUUCUCGAAAAGAAUAUCACAAUUUCAAGAACUUCUAUUCAAUUGUUUUAAUGGCAUUAGUGGAUGCCAAAUAUCGUUUCAUUUGGGGAAGUUGUGGCUUCCCUGGGAAUUCCCAUGACUCAAUCAUUUUGCAAUCAACCUCUUUGUGGAAGAAGAUAAAAGAUGGAAAAAUGAUUCCAGAGAUCUGCCAACAAAUAGAUGCUGUUAAAAUCCCCCCUCUUAUUCUUGGAGAUUCUGCCUUCCCCUUUGAAUCAUUUUUAAUGAAACCUUACACCAAUGCUGUUUUGACAAAAGAACAACGCUAUUUCAACUACAGACUGAGUCGUGCCCGUAUGGUCAUUGAGGGAGCAUUUGGCCAGCUUAAAGGAAGAUGGCGGUUCUUGUUGCGAAAGUCUGAGGGCAAUGUCUACGAAAUCAAAGUUGCUACCUUAGCCUGUUUAGUUUUACAUAAUAUUUGCCUUGAUUGUGGAGACACUCUGCCUUCAAAGUUUGAUGUAUCAAUUGACCCACAAAGCAGUCAAAGAAGAGACAGAGCAACAAUCCGUGACCUUCUUCUCAUGAGUACCAGCAGAAAGAUUUUUGAUGCACGUGAUAACAAGGCAGUUCAAAUAAGGAAGACUCUUGAGUCCAAAUUGGCAAAAGAAUUAGCUGAGACUUCUAAGAAAUGA
This is a messenger RNA of Rhopilema esculentum, 1512 nucleotides long. Lineage: Eukaryota; Metazoa; Cnidaria; Scyphozoa; Rhizostomeae; Rhizostomatidae. The record is from RefSeq and is a predicted model, not a curated record.